This is a messenger RNA of Harmonia axyridis, 1163 nucleotides long. RefSeq lists its product as uncharacterized. The transcript is spliced from 3 exons. Bases 84 to 986 code for a protein of 300 amino acids. The record is from RefSeq and is a predicted model, not a curated record. Lineage: Eukaryota; Metazoa; Arthropoda; Insecta; Coleoptera; Coccinellidae.
CAACAAUAUGUACAAUGAUAGAAGCAAGGUUUUAUAUUUUCUUACUUUGAAAUUUAGACUUCUAAUCUCGAAUAAUAUAAAGAAUGUUUCUGCUUAGACUGAUACUUGUCACAUUACCAUUUGUGAGGUGCACAUUUGGAAGAGUAAUCAUUUCGUCAAAGUAUGCACCAGAAGAAGAAGAAAAUCGAAGUCUCAAUGAAAUAUUAUUCACAGAUGGAUCACAAUCUUUUGGAACCAGUAACAAUAUGAUAAAGAUACUAACAAACGGAAUCUCAGAUGGAAGCCGAUCAUUCCAAGAACAAGACGAGGACAACUCUUCACCAAAACGAACCAAACGAAGGUUCCAUCCUACUCUGGAAGACUCAAACAACUGGAGAGCGAACAUCUACUCCAUCCAAAGUCCGUAUUUCGUUUCGAUCAACGAAUUCGAAGACAGCAAUCCCAGCUUCGACUUCAAAUACAACUAUUACAACAGCGUGGACAUGCAAAAAAACACCACAGAAAGGAUGAAGAGAACUUCACAACUCUCUAUGAAUUCGGACAAUUUGUCUGAUCUAGAAAACGUCAAACCAAAGAAGCCUGUUUGGGACGUGACCGACUUCAAAGCAACAAAUGGAAAAAAUUCUAGACCGUCGAGAGCUUCGAAAAGAGAGCUGGCACCAGGAGAUGCUCCAUCGCCAUUCUUCAUUCUGGAAGACAUUGAAGAGAGCGAGAGCUCCAAACACUUAACACAGCAGUACAUGGAUAGGAAUGAAAUUCCACCUGUUCCAUUUAUGGUGUCGACUUCAACAAAACCUUCGAAAUGUGCUUGGGCAAUCUUAUCGUGCUGUUCGACCACAUCGGAAGAGCUGAACCAUAAAUGUUUCAGAGAGAUGGAAUGCGAGGAGAAAUACUGGAAUGUCAAUAUUUGUAGCGAGGAAUUUAAGUCAGUCGCCAUCUUGACAGCCUACAAAUAUUACAACGGCAAUAUUAACAAUAUAUUAUGAAAAAAUAGGCAGCAAUCUUAACUUGUUUAUUAUAUUCUAUUCAAUUGGUGGAUAUUGAAUAAAAUCUAUUAAUAAGAAUGAUGUAAAUUGUGUUAUAUUUUUGUAAAUAUAUUUAUUAUUCAUUAUAUAUUCUCCUCAGUUCAUCAUGUAAUAUAUAAAUUAUAUAUUUCACACCUU